This is a messenger RNA of Jatropha curcas, 1585 nucleotides long. The record is from RefSeq and is a predicted model, not a curated record. Lineage: Eukaryota; Viridiplantae; Streptophyta; Magnoliopsida; Malpighiales; Euphorbiaceae.
GCUUUUAACACACUUUCCUAUGGAUAUGAACCUUAAACUUCUUUCUUUCCUAAUGUUCUUUAUUUCAUUUUGGUUGGUCAAAUCAAAUCAAACAUUUCCCACUUUGUUGCUUUUACCCGUUCCCAAUUCACUAUACUGUCUUACUUCCCCUGUUUCUCUGUUUUCUCUGUUUUUUCCGCCAAACAAAAAAGAACCGAUAAUUCCUAUGCUAAAUACACUCAUUUCCUUCUUGUAUCCAUAACUUUUUUCCACUUUCUUUCAAUUUCAAAACAAAAGAACUAUCUUUUACAUUUUCUCUAAAUGGGUUAUUCUCAAAUUUUGAUUUUGAUCACAUCUUCCUUACUUGUUGGAGUUGCUGUAACCUGCUCAAAUGGAGAUUGCAGGCUAUUAGAUGAAUGCUCUUCAGACCAAGAUUGUGAAGGUGGACUUUAUUGUUUUUCUUGUCCACAAGGAUUUUCUGGUUCGAGAUGUGUAAGAUCAACCAUCACCGACCAAUUCAAGCUUCUGAAUAAUUCUCUCCCUUUCAACAAGUAUGCAUUUUUGACAACACACAAUGCUUAUGCAAUUGACGGAUAUCCAUCUCACACUGGAGUUCCUAGAUUCACAUUUACCAAUCAAGAAGACAGUGUCGCUCAACAGCUAAAUAAUGGAGCUCGAGCAUUGAUGCUCGAUACGUAUGAUUUUCGUGGAGAUGUAUGGUUAUGCCAUUCAUUUAAAGGACAAUGUCAUGACUAUACUGCAUUUGGUCCUGCUAUUGACACACUGAAGGAAAUUGAAGCUUUCCUAUCAGCAAACCCAUCAGAAAUUGUGACAAUAAUAUUAGAAGAUUAUGUUCAAGCACCUAAUGGAUUGACCAAAGUGUUCACUGAUGCUGGGUUGAUGAAAUACUGGUUUCCUGUUACAAAAAUGCCCAAAAAUGGACAAGAUUGGCCUCUGAUUAGUGACAUGGUCAAAAACAACCAAAGGCUUCUCGUUUUCGGUUCUAUUAAAUCCAAGGAAGAAACUGAAGGAAUUGCUUACCAAUGGAAUUACAUGGUUGAAAAUCACUGUAAGUUAUUCCCAUUUUCAUUGUUAACAUUUCUUCACUGCAAGUUACGGAAAAUAUUGUCAUUUUGCUUUGCAGAUGGGGAAGAUGGAAUGAAAGCAGGAAGUUGUUCUAACAGAGGAGAAUCAUCUCCUCUUGAUGACAGGAGUAAAUCCUUGGUGCUAGUAAAUUAUUUUGGGUCUAUUCCUUUGAAGGAUCUCAGUUGUGCAGAUAAUUCAGGAGAUCUCAUAAAUAUGCUUCAUACUUGUUAUGGUGCUUCUGCAAAUAGAUGGGCUAAUUUUGUUGCCGUUGAUUAUUACAAGAGGAGUGAAGGAGGAGGAUCAUUCCAAGCAGUGGACACAUUGAAUGGGAAACUAUUGUGCGGUUGUGAUGACAUCCAUGCAUGUGUGCCUGGAUCAACUUCAAGAGCUUGCACCUCAUAACAAGAGCGAAGCAAAGAAUAUAUAUUAUGCGGAUAAAGUUUAAAUAAUUAAGGAAAGAGCUAAAUUCUAACAGGUCGUUGGAACCUUUGAACCUGUACUUUUUUUUUUUUUUUUUUUU